Monomorium pharaonis (pharaoh ant) is the source of this 1630-nucleotide messenger RNA. Its product is annotated as probable rRNA-processing protein EBP2 homolog. The transcript is spliced from 4 exons. The record is from RefSeq and is a predicted model, not a curated record. Gene Ontology annotation, biological process: rRNA processing; ribosomal large subunit biogenesis. The coding region runs from base 561 to 1526 and encodes 321 amino acids. NCBI's taxonomy places the organism in Eukaryota, Metazoa, Arthropoda, Insecta, Hymenoptera, Formicidae. Gene Ontology annotation, cellular component: nuclear periphery; nucleolus; preribosome, large subunit precursor.
GCGUCACCCCGAACGUCGAACACGUUCAAUCGCCGCGCGCGGCGCGUCGAUGGGAGACGAGCUACUACGCCGCAACGGCUCGGACGAAAGGAGGGAACGCGAGAAUUUCGAUUGCGGAAUCAAACGGAAUUUCAUCUCUCCGCCACCGGGACCCGGAUCAAAUCGCUUAAUUAUGCAUUCCUAGUUUCUCAAUCUUUCGCUUCGACCCACCUCCCCUCCUCCUUUGUUUCUCGAAAUGAGGAAACUGCUUAUAUCGCGAUAUUCUCAACGGAUAAAAGCUUCAUCGGGAUAACAUCGGGGAAACAUUUUCUCGCAUCUGAUCGUCGGUACUUAAAUACUUUACGAAUCAAUUUCUGGAUUGAUCCACCUGAUGUCGCUAUGCGUGCCGUCGAGAUCCAUUCAGACAUUCAUGAGUGUGGCACUUGUGGCUUGUGGCGGCAUCAGGCGGCAGCGUCGAACUUGGAAAAGCUGUGAGGUAGCGUGUUGUCCUCGUGUCCGGGCUUACGUUCUACCGGUUAAUAAUUAUACAUUUGAAUAAAGACAGUAGUAUAUUAUUUGCAAUGUCAGAAACAUCGGAGUCAGAGUCGGAGUACAAUUCGUCAGAUGAAGAGCUGCAGGAGGCCCUUGCGAAGGGAUUGUUGAAACCGGGGCUCAACGUUGCGGUCGAGAACGGCAAACAAUUCAAGAACUGCGUUAGUCUUAUGAAGCAAAAACUUGACGAGAUAAAGCUGAAUUUGCCAUGGGUUGAGAGGUUAGACAUGGUAAACGCACCUGCACCAUUGGCACCAGAAUUGGCGCUUCAAAUGCAGGAGCAAGAAGUAAGGCGAGCCAAGCAAUUACAGGGAAAUAAAAAGUUACCUCAAUACAAUCCGUCCGAAGAUCCUGUCUUGAAUGACUUUCGUCGAGAAAGCAUGUUUCACCGGCAGGCUCAGGGUGCUGCUAUGGAUGGUAUCAGUAAAUUAAAGAAGCUCGGUGUACAGACAUCUAGACCGGACGAUUAUUUUGCAGAAAUGGCCAAAUCUGACCAACACAUGCAGAAGGUACGAGAGAACCUGAUGAAGAAACAGACGAUAGCACAGAGGUCAGAAAAAGUAAGGCAAAUGAGACAACAGAAGAAGAUUGCAAAGCAAAUGCAGGUUGAGGCAACUUUAAAGAAACACGAGGAGAAAAGAAAACUGUCGGAAGAGGUUAAAAAGUAUCGCAAGGGCAUACGGAAGGAUCUCGAUUUCUUGGACGACAAGAAGAAAGCACAAGGUAAACAGCCGAAUCGCAGACUGAGUCUGAAGGCACAAUUAAAGACGAAAAUGAAGGCUGCGAAAUAUGGUUAUGGAGGUAAAAAGCGAGGUACUAAGUGGAACACUAAGAGCAGCUCGGCUGACGUUUCCGAGUACAAACGACCAGAUAAUAAACGACCGGGAGAUGGCAGAAAGGGGAAGGGUGGAAAGGGGAAGAUGGGAAAAGGAAAACAAAGAUUAGGCAAAAGUCGUAGAAUGCAAAUGAAAGGGAAAGGAAAGAGAAAAUCGUGAAGGAGUUAGUAAGUAUAAUCGUCAAUAAUAAUCAUAUGUUAUACAUAUGUUAUGAUUGUUUUACAUAUUACGUUGUUUGUAUAAAAUUAUACGGUACUAAUUUA